Propithecus coquereli (Coquerel's sifaka) is the source of this 3799-nucleotide messenger RNA. RefSeq names its product AF4/FMR2 family, member 3 (gene AFF3). Gene Ontology annotation, biological process: regulation of gene expression. Lineage: Eukaryota; Metazoa; Chordata; Mammalia; Primates; Indriidae. The transcript has 23 exons. Bases 12 to 3761 code for a protein of 1249 amino acids. The record is from RefSeq and is a predicted model, not a curated record. Gene Ontology annotation, cellular component: nucleus; super elongation complex.
CACCUUCCACCAUGGACAGCUUCGACUUAGCUCUGCUCCAGGAAUGGGACCUCGAGUCGCUGUGGGGCGAAGACAUCUUAAACCAGAGGAAUGACUCAGUAGUUGUGGAAUUUCAGUCUUCAGCCAGCAGAUGCAGGAGUGUCUAUGAACCAGAUAGAAAUGCAUUACGGAGGAAAGAACGGGAAAGAAGAAAUCAGGAAACGCAGCAGGAUGAUGGCACGUUUAAUUCCAGCUACUCUCUCUUCAGUGAGCCUUACAAGACUAACAAGGGGGAUGAGCUCUCCAAUCGGAUCCAGAAUACUUUAGGCAAUUAUGAUGAAAUGAAAGACUUUUUAACUGAUAGAUCCAAUCAGAGUCAUCUCGUUGGCGUUCCCAAACCUGGAGUUCCUCAGACUCCUGUGAACAAGAUCGAUGAACAUUUUGUUGCAGAUUCAAGAGCCCAGACCCAGCCCUCGUCUAUCUGUAGCACUGCAUCUUCCACACCAGCAGCUGUCCCCGUGCAGCAGAGCAAGAGAGGCACCAUGGGCUGGCAGAAGGCUGGGCACCCUCCAUCCGAUGGCCAACAGAGAGCAACACAACAGGGAUCUCUCAGGACCUUGCUUGGAGAUGGCAGACAGCAGCCCCGGGCCAAACAAGUGUGCAAUGUGGAGGUGGGUCUUCAGACCCAGGAAAGGCCACCUGCCAUGGCAGCUAAGCACAGCAGUGGUGGACACUGUGUUCAGAACUUUCCUCCAUCCUUGGCUUCAAAACCCAGCCUGGUCCAGCAGAAACCAACCGCAUAUGUGCGGCCCAUGGACGGUCAAGACCAGGCUCCUGAUGAAUCUCCUAAGCUUAAGUCGUCUACGGAAACCAGUGUGCACUGCACAUCAUACAGGGGCGUCCCCGCCAGCAAGCCAGAGUCGGCCAGAGCCAAAGCCAAGCUUUCCAAGUUCAGCAUCCCCAAGCAAGGAGAGGAGAAUAGAUCUGGAGAAAGCAACAGCUGUGUUGAAGAAAUAAUUCGGGAGAUGACCUGGCUUCCACCACUUUCUGCUGUUCAAGCACCUGGCAAAGUGGAACCAAGCAAAUUUCCGUUUCCAAACAAGGACUCUCAGCUUGUAUCCUCUGGACACAAUAAUCCAAAGAAAGGUGAUGCGGAGCCAGAGAGUCCAGACAAUGGCACAUCGAAUACAUCAAUGCUAGAAGAUGACCUUAAGCUAAGUAGUGAUGAAGAAGAGAAUGAACAGCAGGCAGCCCAGAGAACUGCUCUCCGCGCUCUCUCUGACAGCACGGUGGUCCAGCAGCCCAAUUGCAGAGCCUCGGUGCCUUCCAGCAAGGGCAGCAGCAGCGGCAGCAGCAGCGGCAGCAGCAGCUCCUCCAGUGACUCAGAGAGCAGCUCAGGAUCCGACUCGGAGACGGAGAGCAGUUCCAGCGAGAGUGAGGGCGGCAAGGCCCCCCACUACUCCAGCCCCGAGGCUGAACCGGCAUCCUCUAACAAGUGGCAGCUGGAUAAAUGGCUGAACAAAGUUAAUCCCCACAAGCCUCCUAUUCUGAUCCAAAAUGAAAGCCACGGGCCAGAGAGCAAUCAAUACUACACCCCUGUGAAAGACGAGGUGCAGGACUGUGGGAAACUUCCCGACGUUUGCCAAACCAGCCUGAGAGAGAAGGAAAUCAAGAGCACCUGCAAGGAGGAGCAGAGGCCGAGGACAGCGAACAAGGCCCCUGGGAGUAAAGGUGUGAAGCAGAAGUCCCCGCCGGCGGCCGUGGCCGUGACCGCAGCAGCAGCUGCGCCGCCCGCGGUGCCCGGCGCGCCCGUGGAGAGCGCGCCCGCGCCUGCCCGGAGGUCGACGGGCAAGAAGCCCACCAGGCGCACCGAGAGGACCUCGGCCGGGGACAGUGCCAACUGCCACCGGCCCGAGGAGCCCGCGGCCGCGGACGCGCUGGGAGCCAGCGUAGUGGUCCCCCCAGAGCCCACCAAAACCAGGCCCUGCGGCAACAGCAGAGCGAGCCACCGCAAGGAGCUGCGCUCCUCCGUGACUUGUGAGAAGCGCCGCACGCGGGGACUGAGCAGGAUCGUCCCCAAAUCCAAGGAGUUCAUUGAGACAGAGUCAUCAUCUUCGUCUUCCUCCUCGGACUCCGACCUGGAGUCCGAGCAGGAAGAGUACCCUUUGUCCAAAGCACAGACCGUGGCCACCUCCUCCUCCUCCGGGAGUGACCAGAGGCUGAAGGAGGCUGCCAACAGCGUCAGCAGUGGCGGCGGCCCCCGGGCCCCCGUAGGUUCCAUCAACGCCAGGACCACCACUGACAUUGCCAAGGAGCUGGAAGAGCAGUUCUACACGCUGGUCCCCUUUGGCCGGAACGAACUUCUCUCCCCUCUGAAGGACAGUGAUGAGGUCAGGUCUCUCUGGGUCAAAAUUGACCUGACCCUCCUGUCCAGGAUCCCAGAACAUCUGCCCCAGGAGCCGGGGGUCUUGAGCGCUCCUGCAGCCAAGGACGCUGAGAGCGCACCGCCCAGCCACGCCUCAGACACGCCCCCCGAAAAGGCUUUGCCCAAAUCCAAGAGGAAACGCAAGUGUGACAACGAAGACGACUACAGGGAGAUCAAGAAGGCCCAGGGAGAAAAAGAGAGCUCUUCGCGCCUGGCCACCUCCACCAAUAAUUCUUUGUCUGCAAACCACUGUAACAUGAGCAUCAACAGUGUGGCAAUACCAAUAAAUAAAAAUGAAAAAAUGCUCCGGUCGCCCGUCUCACCCCUCUCCGAUGCCUCUAAACACAAAUACUCCAGCGAUGAACUAACUUCUUCCAGCCGACCUAAUGGCAACAGCUUGUUCACUUCCACUUCUUCUAACAAAAAGCAUAAGGCCGACAACCAGCUGCAGUCUCAUGCCGGAGACCUCACGAAAGCAGCUCACAAUUCCGAAAACGUUCCCCUCCACAAGUCGCGGCCACAGACAGAGCCGUGGUCUCCAGGCUCCAACGGCCACAGGGACUGCAAGAGGCAGAAACUUGUCUUUGAUGACAUGCCUCGCAGUGCAGAUUAUUUUAUGCAAGAAGCUAAACGAAUGAAGCAUAAAGCAGAUGCAAUGGUGGAAAAGUUUGGAAAGGCUUUGAACUACGCGGAAGCAGCUUUGUCAUUCAUUGAGUGUGGAAAUGCAAUGGAACAAGGCCCCAUGGAAUCCAAAUCUCCUUAUAUGAUGUAUUCGGAAACAGUAGAACUCAUCAGGUAUGCUAUGAGACUAAAAACCCACUCAGGCCCCAACGCUACACCGGAGGAUAAACAACUGGCUGCAUUAUGUUACCGAUGCCUGGCUCUCCUGUACUGGCGGAUGUUUCGACUCAAAAGGGACCACGCUGUGAAGUAUUCAAAAGCACUUAUCGACUAUUUCAAGAAUUCAUCUAAAGCCGCCCAAGCCCCAUCUCCGUGGGGGGCCAGUGGAAAGAGCACUGGAACCCCAUCCCCCAUGUCUCCCAACCCCUCUCCCGCCAGCUCCGUGGGGUCUCAGGGCAGCCUCUCCAGCACCAACGCCCUGUCCCCGUCGACCAUCGUCAGCAUCCCGCAGCGCAUCCACCAGAUGGCGGCCAACCACGUGAGCAUCACCAACAGCAUCCUCCACAGCUACGACUACUGGGAGAUGGCCGACAACCUGGCCAAGGAAAACCGAGAAUUCUUCAACGACCUGGAUCUGCUCAUGGGGCCUGUCACCCUGCACAGCAGCAUGGAGCACCUGGUCCAGUACUCCCAGCAGGGCCUGCACUGGCUGCGGAACAGCACCCACCUGUCAUAGGGACCUCGCCCUUGAGCCGGCCUGUGCUCUCAUCUCCA